AUGGGAUGCUGUGCCACUACAUGCUGUGCCACUAAAUCCUCCUCCAGUGAAACACUUGAUGUUGCUGAUAAAUCCUCCUGCAGUGAAACACUUGUGUUCGCUGAUAAAAACUAUCACUUCAGAAUUCCAGCUCUUCUUUACGUUAAAGAAUGGAAGACAUUCCUGGCAUUUGCAGAGAAGCGCACCUCUGCCAAUGAUGCAGACGCAAAGAAUCUGGUGAUGAGUAAAGGCACGGGGGACAGCGGCUCACUGAAGUGGUCUUCCACAGAGGACGUGAAGGAGGCGUUCAAAGAUGGCUACCGCACCAUGAACCCCUGUCCAGUCUUUGAAAGGAACUCAAAAACACUGUUUCUGUUCUUCAUCUGCAUCAAGGGUAACACUUCGGAAGGUCAGCUCAAGCCAGGCCAGACUUGUUUAAGCUACAUCACCAGCACAGACCGCGGGGUGACCUGGAGUGGUUUAACAGACUUAACGAGCAGUGUCAAGUUUACCAAUUACCAAACCUUUGCUGUGGGACCGGGCCACGGGAUCCAGCUGAGAAGCGGCCCACUGCUCGUGCCUGCCUAUGUGAAGGUGUACUCUGGUAAGAGUGUGGAGACCCAUGCUGUGGUGCUGCGCAGCGAGGACCUGAACACCUGGAAGGCAGGCCAGCCCAUCGCCGUGGAGUCCGGUGAGUGCCAGCUGGCCGAGGUGUCUGACGGGGAGGGUAGGAGGCAGGUGUAUCUGAACGCUCGCAGCACCGGAGCACUGGUGCCACGGGUAGAGGCACUGAGUGACGACGGCGGGGCAAGUUUUACCCUUUUCCCCCUCAAAAACCGAACGCUAGAGGAGACGCCAAACGGCUGCCAGGGGAGUGUGUUGGGGUUCCCUGCCAGUGAGCUUCCAGCAGGAGGAGUGGGAUCCUCAGAGACGGCUCUGCUCUUCAGCCACCCGACAGGCCCGGACAGGCUGGACCUCGGGGUCUACAUGAGAAAGUCUCUCCAGGAACACGACCCCUGGGGUAAACCCCACAUCAUCCACAAGGGGGAAAGUGGCUACUCAGACCUCACCUGCUGUGAGGAGGAGGGUCACUUUGGUUGUCUGAUGGAGUGUGGCCAUGGGAGAGUGAGUAAAUGUCUUCAGAUCGCCUUCAAAGAGUUCGAUCUCAAGGAGAUAGUUUAAUCAUUCAGAUGUAGACAGGGGAAGCUGUGUGAAGCCAUUGCUCUGUGACUGACUACAGACCCACCACAGACACAUAGAGGAACAAGCUUCUAAAUAAUAGUAAAUAAUAUAUAAAAUAUAUAUGUAAAUAAU
Molecule: messenger RNA, 1293 nt
Organism: Clupea harengus (Atlantic herring)
Lineage: Eukaryota; Metazoa; Chordata; Actinopteri; Clupeiformes; Clupeidae
Product: sialidase-3-like
Exons: 2
Coding region: 1-1161 (386 amino acids)
Source: RefSeq, a predicted model, not a curated record